CAAAGCACAAUAUAGCUACAAGACAAACGUAAUCACGGGAUCGGUGGAAGGCGUUUUCAGGACAAAAACUUCAGCAAAGCCAACCUUGCACAUGAAAAAUGUCUUCUUGGAAUUCAGUCCCACUUCAUGUGUCGUACGAAGUUUUGGGUUGGCUCACCUUUUGUUGCUGGUCUAUCAGUUUUUACCCACAAGUUAUCAUGAAUUAUCGCAGGAAAAGUGUUGUUGGAUUGAACUUUGAUUUUGUGCUGUUGAAUCUCACUAAGCACUCAUCCUAUCUGUUCUACAAUGCAUCUCUGUACUUCAGCCCAACUGUUCAGAAGCAAUACAGAAAUAAAUUUGGUCAAAAAGAGAUGAUACCUGUAGCAGCAAAUGAUGUUGCUUUCUCAUCUCAUGCUGUUCUGCUCACUGCAAUUUCCUUGUUCCAGAUUGCUAUCUAUGAUCGUGGAAAUCAAAAGGUGUCAAAAAUAGCUUGGGCAAUUGUGUCUGCUGCUUGGUUAGUUGCUGCUGUAUGCUUCUUCAUAACUCUGUUCACACACCAUUGGCUCUGGCUUCUCUAUGUAUUCAAUAUCAUUCAAGUUUGUAUGACAUGCGUAAAAUAUAUUCCCCAGGCUGUGAUGAACUACAGGAGAAAAAGUACAACAGGCUGGAGCAUUGGUAACAUUCUACUGGAUUUUUCUGGAAGUGUUGGAAACUAUACACAAAUGGUUAUGCAAUCAAUAGAUCAAGGUUCUCUGACAAACUUCUAUGGGAAUAUAGGAAAACUGUUGUUAUCUCUGGUUUCUGUAUUCUUUGACAUUCUGUUCAUAAUCCAGCAUUAUGUGUUAUAUCGGCACAAAAAAGGCCCAAACUCAAAGGCCCCUCUGGAAGCUGAGAUGGCCAAGUCUGCUACUGAUAGACCAGUGGCACAGAAUGUUUAAGAUUUUGUGGUGGUUCAUAAGUUCAGAAUGGUUUGUAUGUUGUAAUAAAUUUGUUUUAA
Neltuma alba is the source of this 976-nucleotide messenger RNA. Its product is annotated as cystinosin homolog. Lineage: Eukaryota; Viridiplantae; Streptophyta; Magnoliopsida; Fabales; Fabaceae. The record is from RefSeq and is a predicted model, not a curated record. Gene Ontology annotation, cellular component: vacuolar membrane. The transcript has 9 exons. Gene Ontology annotation, biological process: L-cystine transport. Bases 99 to 917 code for a protein of 272 amino acids. Gene Ontology annotation, molecular function: L-cystine transmembrane transporter activity.